GAACUGGGAGAAAUGUUAGAAGGGCUGGUGUUAAAUGACAUCCAUCACUACACUCACGUUCUCACUGUAGUCGACAUCAUCAAAACCCUGAUAAAAAUCAACCCAAACCUGAUUUAUGUUUGCGACCGAGUGAUGGGCGACGAUGGAAAAAUGUAUGGUCCGAAAGAGCCGUUGCCCAUCUACAGAGAUCAUCUCAUCCCAUUGGCACACAUUCUAACACCGAACCAAUUCGAG
Messenger RNA from Priapulus caudatus, 234 nucleotides. RefSeq names its product putative pyridoxal kinase. The annotation marks the transcript as partial. The record is from RefSeq and is a predicted model, not a curated record. Gene Ontology annotation, cellular component: cytosol. The transcript has 3 exons. Gene Ontology annotation, biological process: pyridoxal 5'-phosphate salvage. Gene Ontology annotation, molecular function: pyridoxal kinase activity. Lineage: Eukaryota; Metazoa; Priapulida; Priapulimorpha; Priapulimorphida; Priapulidae.